Molecule: messenger RNA, 1665 nt
Organism: Ornithorhynchus anatinus (platypus)
Lineage: Eukaryota; Metazoa; Chordata; Mammalia; Monotremata; Ornithorhynchidae
Gene: NCBP2AS2
Product: NCBP2 antisense 2 (head to head)
Exons: 2
Coding region: 71-322 (83 amino acids)
Source: RefSeq, a predicted model, not a curated record
CCCGGGGGCGGGACUUCCGGCCGCGCGCCCGAGGAGGAGGAGGAGGAGGAGAAGAAGGAGGGGGAGCGCCAUGGUGCUGAGGUGGCUGGUCCUGCGGCUGUUGAGCCGGGAGCGGCUGGUGGAGCGGCUGUCCGAAUGGCGGCCCCUGCGGCGCGCCGCGCGCCUCACCGCCUCCGCGCUGCUGCGGGCCCGGCGGGAAGGCCGCGAGGCGGCGCGCGGCCUGCGGGACCGCGCCGCGGGCCCCGGCCUGCUGGCCCGCGCCGUCCGCUUCGGCGAGGCCUUCGCCCGGGAGGUGCGGCGGGGCCUGCGGGAGCGCCCCUGACCCCCCCUCCCUCCCCGCUGCGCCGCCGUCCGCGCGCCACCAUCAUCGCCCACCCCCGCACUGAGCCUCCGACAUCUACCCCGGGGGGCCUGGGCCCCCACCAUCAGCCCCCCCCCUCCCCCGGGGGCCUGGGACUCGAGCAUCAUCCCUGCGGGGUGCUGGACCUCGAACCUCACCCCCUUGGGGGCCCGGGGCCUCGAACUGCAUCCCCGCGGGGCCCUGGACCUCUAACAUCAUCCUCCCCCCCCCGGGGGUCCUGGGACUCCAACAUCACUCCCCCUUGGAGGUCCUAGGACUCUGACAUCAUCCCCUCCCGGGGGGCCUGGGCCUCAAGCAUUAUCCCUUCAGGGGGUCCUGGACCUCUAACAUCAUCCCCCCAAGGCUCCUGGACCUCUAACAUCACCCCUCCCCCCCCGGGGGUCCUGGACGUCUAACAUCAUCCCCCCUUGGGCGUCCUGGACCUCGAGCAUCAUCCCCCCCGGGGGGGGGCUCCUGGGACUCUAACAUCAUCCCCCCCUUGGGGGUCCUGGACCUCGAGUAUCAUCCCCCCCGGGGGUCCUGGGCUUCUAACGUCAUCCCUUUGGGGCCCCGGACCUCUAACAUCAUCCCUUUUGGGGGUCCUGGGACUCUAACAUCAUCCCUUCGAGGAGGUCCUGGACCGCUAAUAUCCCUUCUGGGGGUCCUGGACCUCGAGCGUCAUCCCUCCCUGGGGGUCUUGGGACUCUAACAUCAUCCAUUUAGGGUCCUGGACCUCUAAUAUCAUCCCCCUUCACCUCCCGGGGGUCCUGGACCUCUAACACCCCCCCGCCCGGGGGUUCUGGGCCUCGAGCAUUCCCCCCCCCCCCCAGGGUCCUGGAUCCCAACCAUCAUCCCCCGCACCGGGGGGGGGGGUCUGAGCCCUAAGCCUCCGCCUGAGGGGGGCCUGACCCUUGGAAAAUGAAGAGCCCGGGGGGCCUGGGCCCCCGCCUUCUGCCAGCGCCUCUUCCACACCCUCUCCAGCGUCUGGGACCCUGCCCGGCGAUGCCACACACCUGCCACCCCCCCCCGGCCACCUCGCUGCAACCCGUGACCCCGAGAGGAGGGGGGUCCCGACCGCCCGGAUCUGCCGGGAACCUCCACGGAUCCGGCCGAUUCUUCUGAAGCUCAGACGUUUCACGCCCGACGGACUCGGCCUCUUCGUGCCGAGUCCAAAGCACACGACCCUCAAUGGCUUCCCGCCGCCAGCCGGGGAAGGACGGCGCUCUGGGUGACUCCUCUCUGCGUGCAGGAGAGGCUUUAUAUAGGAAGCGAGGCACACAGCUGGCAGACAUUUCAAAUUAAAUGCAAUUAUCAAUGCAUUCUUA